Messenger RNA from Populus nigra (black poplar), 1384 nucleotides. RefSeq names its product bidirectional sugar transporter SWEET16-like. Gene Ontology annotation, biological process: carbohydrate transport. Gene Ontology annotation, molecular function: sugar transmembrane transporter activity. The transcript has 6 exons. The record is from RefSeq and is a predicted model, not a curated record. Bases 148 to 1080 code for a protein of 310 amino acids. Gene Ontology annotation, cellular component: membrane. Lineage: Eukaryota; Viridiplantae; Streptophyta; Magnoliopsida; Malpighiales; Salicaceae.
AAGAUUUACGUGCAACUAAUCACAUUGAGUGAAGACGUGGCAAAAAUCUUGAGCCUAAUAUGCUAAAGAAAGUGCAUAUAAAAAGCUUGCUUCUUAGUGUCUUCAUCCCUUCAAGAACCUCGAUCUCUUCGAUCCAUUGCAUUAUUGAUGGCUACCUUGAGCUUCUUUGUUGGCAUCAUGGGUAAUAUAAUUUCUUUACUGCUUUUUGUUUCUCCAAUAAAGACCUUUUGGGGAGUGGUGAAGAAGAAAUCAACAGAGAAUUACAAAGGGAUUCCAUACAUAACCACACUGCUGAGCACAAGUUUAUGGACAUUCUAUGGACUUAUCAAGCCAGAUAUUCUUGUUGUAUCAGUGAAUGGAGUUGGAGCCAUCUUCCAAUUCAUUUAUGUCACACUCUUUCUCAUUUAUGCUCCUAAGGAUACGAAGGUUACGAUGGCAAAGUUAGUGGCCAUUUUGAAUGUUGGUUUUCUUGGAGUAGUAAUUGUGGUUGCUCUUCUAGCAAUUCAUGGAAAUCUGCGAAUUACCUUCGUUGGAAUUUUGUGUGCUGCAUUAACAAUUGGCAUGUAUGCAGCUCCAUUAUCAGCCAUGAGAAGAGUAAUAAAGACCAAGAGCGUGGAGUACAUGCCAUUUUUGCUCUCUUUUUUCCUGUUCCUCAAUGGAGGUGUUUGGUCAGCUUAUUCAGUGCUUGUCAAAGACUUCUACAUUGGAGUGCCUAAUGCAGUUGGUUUUGUAUUGGGGUCAGCUCAAUUGAUCCUAUAUUUAAUGUACAAGAACAAGACAGCAUCAGCCAAAACAAUGAAGGCGAUAGAAGAAGAUGGCUCGAUACAACUGGUGAAAGGAAGUGUCGAUAUACUUGUACACAGAGACAACGACGAUGAAGAUGACGGUGGUAUUGACGAGGGCAACUUGAAGAACAGAAGUCUCAGUAAGGGAAAGAGCCUGCCAAAGCCAUCGGAACUUAAUAGAGAACACAGCUUACAAAAGAUCACGAAGACACUCUCUCCGAGUAAUUAUGAGUUGCAAUAUUCAAGUUGGGCUAAUGAGGCUGGUAUUGAGAAUGGGAAACUUGAUAACCCUUGAUUGAUGCUUUGAGUUGGUCUAAAAAGAUCAAGACUACAUACAUGUACCUAGUUACCCUAGCACUUACUGUUUUUGGUCCUUACUUUACAAAAUGGGAAGGGAAGUAUCAAUAAUCAAGGAAAAGCAUAUGCCUUCCGAUAUGGUUCCUGCGGUGUCAUAAUCGGUAUGCUUUCCGAUGGUGCCAUAAGCAGUGCCUUUAGGGCAUCUUUCAAUGGAUGCAUAUAAUGUGGACUAUGAGCUAUCGUUAUGGCCUGCACAAUGCUUUUUCUUGAUAUAUCUUCACUUAUUUAGACCAUUUUAACUC